This is a messenger RNA of Mycena citricolor, 213 nucleotides long. The record is from the annotation of a GenBank genome assembly. NCBI's taxonomy places the organism in Eukaryota, Fungi, Basidiomycota, Agaricomycetes, Agaricales, Mycenaceae.
CCGACAUACUCAUCCAUAAGCUCUCGCAAUUCCUUCUUCCAUCCGCGACCCAUUCUCAGCAUAUCUAGGUGCAUUCCGACCAUCUCCGCCUUCUGUUCUUGGUGCAAAUCGAACAUGACGUCACGAACAAUGUUUCGCAAGAAUUCUUGCGCUCCUUGUGCAGAUGGGUUUCCUGGAGAUGCAGAUAUCGUCUCUACCGGGGAUCCAUCCUCG